ACCAAAAUGGCCGCUGUUGUAUUUUAACGUGUAAUAGCUAGCUACUUUUUCUUUUUGUUUCACUCUUGAGAGAAAACAAGCCAACGAGAGACUUUUUGGACUCGCCGUAUGUCACCACCCGGCAUGCAGUAGUGUUGUCGUUUUUACCUUCCUGACAAUCAACACUGACACAUUUUAGUUGAAUGAUUUAGACUAUGCAUAUUUAGUUGGAAUAGAGGCUAGCUAGCAGGCUCUGGCUGGCACAUAGUGGAAUAGUUGAAACUGAGAUAGCUUGUUAACUUCAGCUGCGAUGGAGGAGUUGAGCGCAGAUGAGAUUCGCAGAAGACGAUUGGCACGGCUGGCAGGGGGACAGUCUUCACAGCCUAACACCCCUCUCAGCACCCCCCUGACAUCCCCACAGAGAGAAACUCCACCGGGACCCCUCCCUGGACCCUCAGGUGCACUGUCUCAGCCCCUCCCACCAGCUGCCUCUCAAUCAUUAGGGCUCAAUACACACAGCGGUACCCCGGCCACAUCGCCAAUUGGCACCACGGGUGUGGCUUUUGGCGGUCAAAGUAGUGAGGGUGUGAGCUCCCUGUCCAGCUCCCCCUCCAACAGCCUUGAGACUCAGUCCCAGAGUUUGUCCCGAUCACAGAGUAUGGACAUCGACACCGCCUCUUGCGAAAAGAGUAUGUCCCAAGUGGAUGUGGACUCAGGGAUAGAGAACAUGGAGGUGGACGACAGCGACCGCCGGGAGAAGAGAAACCUGACCGAUAAAGAAACAUCUGCAAACUCGGAUGUUUCCGAAGACCAGGCUCUGCAGCUUGUUUGUAAGAUCCUCCGUGUAUCAUGGAAGGAGCAGCAUAGAGAUGUCAUUUUCCUGCCUUCACUGGCAGCCGAAUUUCAGCACAACCCUAAAGUUGUAUACUCUGAUUUCAAAGACCUGAUCAGCCAGAUCCUGAUGGAGGUCCUCAUGAUGUCCACCCAGUCACCUGUCCACAACCCCUUUGCCAGCUUGACCGCCACUUCUCAGCCAAUUGCAGCAGUCAAAUCUCCUGACCGCCACCUGACACUGGUGCAGCCCUCCAGCCAAGGCAGCAGCCCCAUGGGCCCUGGAGCAGGGUCCUUUGGAGCCAGUUCUCUGUCAAGCCUGUAUGGGUGUGUUAGCCCUUAUCCAAUGUCUCUGGAUGCAACCGAGAGGAGCGCUUCAAAUAUCCCCUCCCCCACCACUGCCUCUGCACGUUCUACACCCUCAACACCUUCUACGCCACAAUUUACUGUUCCACUCAGCCCACCCACCACUACUCCUGUUGCUCUCCCUAGACAGUCCCUCAACCCUCCAUCUGCGCCCAUGCCCAUCUCCCAGCGCUAUCGGCCUUACUCUGUUGCAUCUCCCUGGGGGGCUCCUUCCCCAUCCAGCCCAGGUCAAAGAUCAUUUAGCUUUUUUGCGCCCUCUCUGAGCCCAAGUGGUCCCACUGUGCCUCCUAAUACACCAGUCCCUUUGCCAACACCUACCACCCAUUCCCUCUCCUUGAGUUCAGCCAUGGCUCAGAGCCAGACCUGGUCCACACCGCCCUCCAUGGUACCCCCUUCUCCCAGAACAACAGCCCGACAGGCCACCUUUGCUGCCAGGAUCCCACCUUCUAGCCCCUUAUCCCUCCUGUUGUUUGCCCUCUCUGACAUAUCUCAGGACAGCGACGAUGAAGCGUCUGAGGAGGAGGAAGAUUUUGCACAAGUUCAGUUUGGGUCCAGCAUUGGGGCAUGUGGAGGGGUGGCGUCUUGUGAUUCGGCCGGCGACUGCUUCACCAUUGAAGCGUGCAAAGAGACGGAGAUGCUGAACUACCUCAUUGAGCGCUUUGAGAGUGUUGGCAUGGAGGAGAGGAAAGCUCCCAAGAUGUGUAACCAACCUAAUGUCAGCCAGCUUCUUAGCAACAUUCGCUCUCAGUGUAUCUCUCACGUUGCCCUGGUCCUUCAAGGUUCCCUGACCCAACCUCGGAGCCCUCUGCAGCAUUCUCUGCUGGUACCUUAUAUGCUGUGCCGGAACCUUCCAUAUGGCUUCAUCCAGGAACUGGUGCGCAUUACCCACCAGGAGGAAGAAGUAUUCAGACAGAUCUUCAUUCCUAUCCUUCAUGGGCUGGCUCUAGCAGUAAAAGAAUGUUCCUUCGACAGCGACAACUUUAAAUACCCCCUCAUGGCAUUAGCCGAGCUGUGUGAAAUCAAGUUUGGAAAGACUCACCCUAUGUGCAGUUUGGUAACAUCACUUCCUCUUUGGUGUCCCAAACCUCUGAGCCCAGGAUGUGGCAGGGAGAUCCAGAGACUGUCCUACCUUGGUGCCUUCUUCAGCCUCUCUGUAUUUGCUGAGGAUGAUACCAAAGUAGGAGACAAAUAUUUCUCUGGUCCAGCUAUCACCAUGGAGAACACAAGAGUUGUCAGCCAGUCUUUGCAGCACUACCUGGAGUCAGCAAGAGGUGAUCUCUUUAAAGUUCUUCACAACAUCCUACUCAAUGGAGAGACGCGUGAUUUAGCCCUUAGUUUCAUGGCAGCUUUAGUCAACUACAAUGUGAAGAAAGCUCAAAUGCAGACUGAUGACAAGCUGGUGUCAACAGACGGCUUCAUGCUCAACUUCCUGUGGGUGCUGCAGCAGCUGAGCAUGAAGAUCAAGUUGGAGACUGUGGACCCCUUCUACAUUUUUCACCCCCGUUGCCGCCUUGUCGUCAGCACAGAGGAGACUCGUCUGAAGGCCACCAUGGAAGAGCUUAAGAGCUGGCUGUCUGAGCUCCAUGAAGAUGCCACCAAAUUCUCUGAGCCCAAGUUUCCCACUGAAUGUUUCUUCUUGACCCUGCACACCCACCAUUUGUCCAUUUUGCCUGGCUGUAGGCGCUACAUCCGCAGGUUGCGGGCCAUUCGUGAACUGAACAGGACUGUAGAGGAGUUGAAAAACAGUGAAAACCAAUGGAAAGAUUCACCACUGGCCAGUCGACACAGAGAGAUGCUUAAGCGAUGCAAAACCCAACUCAAGAAACUGGUUCGGGCCAAAGCGUGCGCUGAUGUAGGCCUUCUGGAUGAGAACCUGCUGCGCAGAUCUCUCCAGUUCUAUAGCACUGUCAUUCAGCUCAUUCUUCGUACGGUGGACCCUGCUUAUCCCAGCAUCACGUUGCCAUUGAACUCCGAGAUUCCCAAAAGCUUUGCUGCUCUCCCAGAAUUCUACAUUGAAGAUGUGGCUGAGUUUUUGCUUUUUGUUGUUCAGUAUGCUCCCCAGGUUUUAUAUGAGCCUUGUGUUCAAGACAUCGUCACCUUUUUGGUAGUGUUCAUCUGCAGUCAGAACUACAUCAGGAAUCCAUACCUUAUUGCCAAGCUGGUCGAAGUUUUGUUUGUCACCAACCCUGCCGUGCAACCUCGCACUCAGCGCUUCUCUGAGAUGAUGGAGAACCACCCCUUGUCCAUCAAACAGUUGGUGCCUGCCCUUAUGAAGUUCUACACUGAUGUUGAGCAUACGGGUGCCACCAGCGAAUUCUACGAUAAGUUCACAAUAAGGUAUCAUAUCAGCACCAUCUUUAAGAGUCUGUGGCAAAACAUCGCCCACCACGGCACAUUCAUGGAGGAGUUCAACUCCGGCAAACAGUUUGUCCGCUACAUCAACAUGUUGAUCAAUGACACAACCUUCCUCUUGGAUGAGAGCCUCGAGUCUCUGAAGCGCAUCCAUGAGAUUCAAGAGGAGAUGAAGAAUAAGGAGCAGUGGGAUCAGCUCCCCAGGGAACAGCAGCAGAGCCGGCAGUCCCAGCUCACUCAGGAUGAGCGCGUGUCUCGCUCCUAUCUGGCCCUGGCCACAGAGACGGUUGAAAUGUUUCACAUCCUCACCAAGCAGGUCCAAAAACCUUUCCUCAGGCCGGAGCUGGGCCCACGUUUAGCCGCCAUGUUGAACUUUAACCUCCAGCAGCUCUGUGGGCCCAAGUGUCGGGACCUGAAGGUGGAGAAUCCUGAGAAGUAUGGUUUUGAACCCAAGAAGCUCUUAGACCAGCUGACCGACAUCUACUUGCAGCUGGACUGUGCCCGCUUUGCUAAGGCAAUAGCAGACGACCAGCGGUCAUAUAGUCGAGAGCUCUUUGAAGAGGUCAUCUCCAAGAUGAGGAAGGCUGGUAUCAAGUCAUCUAUCGCCAUUGAAAAAUUCAAGCUGCUAUCUGAGAAAGUGGAGGAAAUAGUGGCCAAGAACUGCCAGUCAGAAAUGGACUACAGUGACGCGCCUGAUGAGUUCAAAGACCCUUUGAUGGACACGCUGAUGACGGACCCUGUGAUGCUGCCCUCGGGGAACAUCAUGGACCGAUCCAUCAUCCUGCGCCACCUGCUCAACUCACCCACUGAUCCCUUCAACCGGCAGCCUCUCACUGAGUGCAUGCUGGAGUCAGUUCCUGAAUUGAAGGAGAGGAUCCACAUGUGGAUGAGAGAAAAACAGGGAGGACGACCCGUUUAAAGACUUGAUGUCAGCUACAUCCAUAAUCAAGAGAUCUGGCCCAUAUCGCCUGAAAUCUGUGUCACUGCUACAAACAAUAAGCAACAUUAUUUUUUAUUUACACUCUUUGCCCAAAUGAUGCUUAAAAACAACAUACUAAAGUUAAUAUUUUUUGCUUCCUGGAUUUGUGUAUACUGUAUAUGUAUAUUUAAAUAUAUACAUAUAUUUAGGGAUUAUAAUGCUGCAAGAAUUAGUCUUCAUCACAAACAGGUUUACCAGCGAAAUGUGUCAUUGAAUAUUUUCAAUACUUUAUGGUUCUUGUGUGUUUGUAACAAUGUGUAUGUGGGCUUUACUACAGACUUUCCAUUCUUUUGGGAUGUGGGGCUAGCAAGUGUCGGGGUUGAUUGUUGGUAAAAUUGCUAGCCCUAAAUUGUUGUAAGCUAGACUGUGACAAUGACAAACCUGAGUUGGUCCCAGAUGUUUAACAGAUGCACCAUUUAUUCUUGCUGAAGGCCAAGGAUGGAGGUGGGAAUGUUCUUCGAGGAUGUAGCUUAACAUUAUACAAUCUAAAACAUUUUUUAUUUGUGUGCAGUCGGGUGUUAAGCAGUGGUGUACCGAUAGAUCAUUUUUAGACUUCUAAUUUAGUCACAUUUCCCCUCUGCUGACUUUUCAAGACUCAAUUACUACGUCUUUUGGGCACAUGGCUUCUAUCCAGCACCGCCUGUGUGCUUGAAGAACAAAUGAUAACCCAUCUUAACCAGGCAACUUGGUCAGAGUAUGGAGGAAUGUAGCAUGAGGUCAAGCAACAUCGGAACGACUUCAUUACAUCUCUAGACGGUCUCUCUCACACUGUACCUACAUUGACCUUGCUGACCUUAACUGUACAGGAAAUCUCUUAACUACACACCUGUUUUGGACGAUAGGAUUUUGAACUGAAAAUAAAUGAUGCACAUUAAUUCCA
Doryrhamphus excisus (bluestripe pipefish) is the source of this 5387-nucleotide messenger RNA. RefSeq names its product ubiquitination factor E4B, UFD2 homolog (S. cerevisiae) (gene ube4b). The record is from RefSeq and is a predicted model, not a curated record. Gene Ontology annotation, molecular function: ubiquitin-ubiquitin ligase activity. NCBI's taxonomy places the organism in Eukaryota, Metazoa, Chordata, Actinopteri, Syngnathiformes, Syngnathidae. Gene Ontology annotation, biological process: protein polyubiquitination; ERAD pathway; ubiquitin-dependent protein catabolic process. Gene Ontology annotation, cellular component: ubiquitin ligase complex; cytoplasm; nucleus.